AUGGCUCACCCUCAAGAUGAGGCCCAGCAUCUCUCCCUCACCGAUUCCGAGACCUUCUGGGGUCAUCAAGCUGAACAGCUUCACUGGCACAAGAAGCCUUCUGCGGUCCUGAAGCGUACGACUAAGAAUCUGAAAUCAGGUACCUCUCACAACCAUUGGGAAUGGUUUCCCGAUGGCGAGUUAUCUACCUGCUACAACUGCAUUGACCGUCAUGUCUUAGCCGGACGUGGAGAUCAGCCCGCCAUCCUCUAUGACAGUCCAGUCACGAACACCAAGCAGCGCUUGACCUACAAGCAGCUCCUUAACGAGGUCGAGACGUUUGCCGGGGUUCUGCGGGAGGAGGGCGUCAAGAAGGGGGAUGUUGUUCUCGUUUACAUGCCGAUGGUGCCCGCCGCUUUGAUUGGUAUCCUCGCCGUUAACCGUUUAGGUGCCAUCCACGCUGUUGUCUUCGGUGGCUUUGCUUCUACCGCUCUAGCUCAACGCAUCGAAGCUUCACGUCCCGUCGCCAUCUUGACCGCUUCUUGUGGUAUCGAAGGUAGCAAAGGGCCUGUCAGCUACCGCGCCUAUAUUGAAGAAGCUAUUAGCAUCUCAUCCUUCAAACCACCCAAGACCAUUAUCUGGCAGCGUGAGCAGCUAGUGUGGCGCCCGAUCAAGAAGACUGAAGGCGAGCGGGAUUGGCAGAAGCUGGUUAAGAGCGCCCGGGCGAGAAACGUCAAGGCCGAAUGUGUGCCUGUGAGGUCGGCUGAUCCCAUCUAUAUCAUCUACACCAGUGGAACCACAGGUCUGCCUAAAGGUGUUGUGCGCGAUAGCGGCGGUCAUGCUGUAGGGCUACAUAUGUCCAUUUCAUAUUUGUUCGGCAUACAUGGACCGGGUGACGUGAUGGGCUGUUUCAGUGACAUAGGCUGGGUAGUCUCCCACAGCUACACACUCUAUGGUCCUCUUCUUACUGGCGCUGCCACGGUUCUCUAUGAAGGCAAGCCAGUCGGGACACCUGAUGUCUCAGCCUUCUGGAGACUAGCCGAGGAAUACAAGAUCAACACCAUGUUUACCGCACCAACGGCACUCCGAGCCAUCCGAAAGGAAGACCCUGACAACGUCUUUAUCACCGAGGUUGGCAAACGGGGUGGGCUCAAGAGCCUCAAAGCCCUCUUUCUUGCUGGAGAACGGUCCGAGCCAGCUAUCAUCACCAUGUACCAGGACCUGCUCAAGCGAUAUGGCGCGGCAGGCUCCCAAGUCGUUGAUAACUGGUGGUCGUCAGAGUCCGGCUCGCCGAUCUCGGGUGUUGCGUUGGUUCCGCACGCAGGCAAGAACAGGACUACGAAUGUGAAGGAUCAUCCGCCACUCGCUAUUAAGCCUGGGAGCGCUGGAAAGGCCAUGCCUGGGUUUGAUGUCAGAGUUGUGGAUGACGAAGGGAACGAGGUCCCCAGGGGAAACAUGGGAAACAUUGUUCUAAGCCUGCCAUUGGCACCUACUGCGUUUCGGACUCUUUGGGAGGAUGAAGAACGAUUCUGGAAGAGCUACAUGCUGCGCUUCAAUGGCAAGUGGGUAGACACUGGCGAUGCCGGCUACAUUGAUGAAAAGGGCUACAUUCACAUCAUGGCGCGGACUGAUGACAUUAUCAACGUUGCCGCUCAUCGCACGCUCGAGCAAGCAGUCACCAGCCACCCCCUCGUCACCGAAGCAUGCGUAGUUAGCAUCCCCGACGCCCUCAAGGGUCAGCUCCCCUUCGCCUUCGUCAGCACCUCGGACGGAGGCGGUGAUAACGCCAAGUCCGAUGAGCAGCUGUUCCAGGAAAUCCAAAAGCUUGUCCGCACCCAGGUUGGCGCCAUCGCCUCGCUGGGCGGGAUGAUUCGGGGCAAGGGCAUGAUCCCCAAGACGCGCUCGGGCAAGACUUUGAGGAGAGUCUUGCGCGAGCUGCUGGAAAACGCGGUCCAUGACGAGUUCGAUAAGCAGGUCAACAUCCCCUCGACAGUGGAGGAUCCGAGCGUGGUGGAUGUGGCGAGAGAGAAGGUUAGGGAGUAUUGGCAUGAGAAGGGCGGGUUGCAUGCAGCUAUCGAGGCUAGGGCGAAGCUCUGA
This is a messenger RNA of Sordaria macrospora k-hell, 2076 nucleotides long. The record is from RefSeq and is a predicted model, not a curated record. Lineage: Eukaryota; Fungi; Ascomycota; Sordariomycetes; Sordariales; Sordariaceae.